Talpa occidentalis (Iberian mole) is the source of this 1873-nucleotide messenger RNA. Its product is annotated as hyaluronidase PH-20-like. Gene Ontology annotation, cellular component: acrosomal vesicle. The transcript is spliced from 5 exons. Bases 53 to 1873 code for a protein of 606 amino acids. Gene Ontology annotation, biological process: hyaluronan catabolic process; carbohydrate metabolic process. NCBI's taxonomy places the organism in Eukaryota, Metazoa, Chordata, Mammalia, Eulipotyphla, Talpidae. Gene Ontology annotation, molecular function: hyalurononglucosaminidase activity. The record is from RefSeq and is a predicted model, not a curated record.
ACCAAAGUGUCUAGGAAGAAAGAAGUGAUUUUUCACAGUUAUUUUCUUUACCAUGGGAGUGCUAAUGUUCAAGCAUAUCUUCUUCAGAAGCUUUCUUGGAUUCCAUGCAACAAUUCUUCUGCGUCCAGUCUUCUGUUUGACGCAGAAUUAUACAGCCUCUCCUAUUUUUCCAAACGCUUCUUUCCUCUGGGCUUGGAAUGCCCCAACUCACAAUUGUGAUAAGAUCAAUAUAUCGAUAGAUUUGAGCCUCUUCUCCUUAUCAGGAAACCCCGGGCUAUACGGCCCAGGACAAGGUGUUGUAAUAUUUUAUAAGGAAAAGCUGGGCUGCUAUCCUUAUGUACAUAAAGGUGAAAAUGUGAGUGGAGGAAUCCCUCAGUUGGCAAAUCUGCAAAAUCAUUUGGAACAAGCUAGGAAAAACAUUUGCGAUUCCGUUGGACCGAAUGACGUGGGUUUGGCUGUAAUUGACUGGGAAGAAUGGAGGCCCCUUUGGGACAGAAAUUGGGGUGCUAAAGUUAUUUACAAAAACCAAUCUAUUGAUUUAGUUCUCCAAAGGAAUAAGACACUCACUCCUAAAGUUGCAGUACUAGUUGCCAAAGCGGAGUUUGAAAAAGCUGGAAGGGAUUUCAUGCUAGAGACUUUAAAAUUGGGAAAAUUACUACGGCCAAAAUACUUAUGGGGUUAUUAUCUUUUUCCUGAUUGUUACAAUCAUCAUUAUAACAAAGACCGAGCUUACAAUGGAAGUUGCUUUGAUGAAAAAGAAAAAGAAAGAAAUAAUUUGCUCGACUGGUUAUGGAAAGAGAGCACUGCCCUUUUCCCAUUCGUUUAUUUGAAUACCGGAAUAAAAGGUUCCAAUACUGCGCUCUUUGCCCGGAAUCGUGUGCUGGAAGCCCUUCGAGUUUCUAAAGUGAGAAACAAUACGGACCCGCUUCCGGUUUUUGUAUAUCUGCGUCUAGUUUUUACUGAUAACUUUACGACUUUCCUUUGUGAGGAUGACCUUGUGCAUACAAUUGGGGAAAGCGUUGCUCUAGGUGCCUCUGGAAUGGUAAUAUGGGGCAGCUCCAAUUUAACCCGUGAUAAGAAUGCUUGCACGAACCUAGCCAAUUAUACGAAGAAUACCUUGAAUCCUUACAUAAUCAACGUCACCCUAGCAGCCAAAAUGUGUAGCCAAGUGCUUUGCCAAGAUCAGGGAGUGUGUGUACGGAAACACUGGAAUUCAAGUGAAUAUCUUCACCUGAACCCCAAAAAUUUUGUUAUUCAAAUGGUGGAAGGUGGAAAAUAUGUGGUAAACGGGACUCCCACACUGGAGGACCUGCAGCAAUUUUCUGAAAAAUUUCAUUGCAGCUGUUAUGCCAAUAUCCAUUGUAUGACAAGAGUGAAUGUGACUACUACAAAUCUUACCCGUGUAUGUGUUGGUAAUGAUGUUUGUAUAGAUGCCUGUGUAAACCCAGCACUCAGUGGUCCUUCUAAAGUAAGUGUCAGAUCUUCAGGUGCUUACAGCAGUGCUGCUGCUACUAUACCAUAUGCUACAAUGUCCCCACAUGCUUCUGGGAAAGUCCUCAAUGAGAGCUUCCAAACAAAAUGCUUAGUGGAAGCUGUCUCCAACAUCCUCCAAGAAGAACAUGAGCGUCGCUUAUGUAAUCUAAACACUCCUAAUGAAUCAACCUUUACCAGAAACAGCAAGCUACUCAGACUCACUACUCUUCAGAGUUCUCUUAUACAGAAGGGAAUUAAUGAUAGUAGCCUUUUGUGCACAUUUAAUGAUAUCAGCCAAAGUGUAGGUUUUGUAAAAGUCAUGUCCCCAUGGCUCAACCUCAUAUUUGAUCCAUUCCCCAACCGCAUUGUGGGUCCAAACUCUUCCGAAAUUCUGAAGUAG